Adineta ricciae is the source of this 3390-nucleotide messenger RNA. The record is from the annotation of a GenBank genome assembly. Lineage: Eukaryota; Metazoa; Rotifera; Eurotatoria; Adinetida; Adinetidae.
AUGGCCCAUAAUUCAUUUUCAUGUCUUGUCCAUAACAAUUUAUUCAUCACGAAGAAUUUUGCUACGUUCGGUCACUUUUCGAAAAAUAUUUCUUAUUUGGAUACAAAUCCGACUAGUAAACUCAGUCUCAAACUGUUUGACAACAUUGCAAAAAUUGAACAAGGCAUCGGUUUUGAAUUCUUGUUAUUGCUUGAUAUGUUGGUCAGGAUCAUUGGUAGCAUGGUCAUUUGUUUUGUGAUCAAUUGGAAAUUGACUCUGAUCAUGUUAUCUGUUUUACCUUUGGUUAUUGGUGCAUCAGUCAUAUUUUCAAAGAUUAUUGCUAAUGAAACAAUGAAUGAAUUGAAUACAUAUUCAAAAGCAGGACACAUUGUUCAAGAAGUGUUCAGUUCACUUCGAACUGUUCUUUCACUCAAUGGCACCAAAUUUGAACAAAGACGAUAUGAAAGAGAAUUGGAUCCAACUCGUUGGAGUAGUGUGCGUAAAGGUGCUAUAUUUGGUGUUUUUAUGGGUUGGAUAUCUGUAAUUUCAUAUAUAAUUUAUUCAGUUGGUUUUAUCUUUGGUUCUAUUCUCAUGUCUUAUGAAAGUAAUAAUACAUUAAAUAUUAGUGAUAUUCUUGUUGUUGUCACCAUCUUUGUACAAAAUAUGCAGUUUUUUAGUUCUGUUGGUCCUUUCUUCCAAUCAUUUUCCGAAGCUAGGAGUGCAGCAACUCAAGUAUUUCAACUUAUUGAUGAGGCACAAGAAACAAGUAUAAAUGAAGCAGAAAUAUGCGAAGACAGCAAAUCAGAUGAACAAUCAAUUAAUAUUAAUGAUGUACCUGUUUUGAGAAAUCUCAAUUUUAUUGCUCGUGCCGGUCAAACAACUGCUCUUGUAGGUUCAAGUGGUUGUGGAAAAAGUACAUGUAUAUCACUUCUUCUUUGUUAUUAUGAGACUACAUUAGGUCAAAUAAUGAUCAAUGGUCGAUCAAUUACAGACUACAAACUCAAACAAUUUCGACAAAAUAUUGGAGUUGUUAGUCAAGAACCUAUUUUAUUUGGUAUAAGUAUUUAUGAAAAUAUUCGUUUUGGAAAAAUAAAUGCAACACGAGCAGAAAUCGAAGAAGCAGCACAACAAGCAAAUGCGCAUAAUUUCAUUAUGCAAUUACCAAAUAAAUAUGAAACACUUGUUGGUGAACGUGGAAUACAAUUGAGUGGUGGUGAGAAGCAACGUAUUGCUUUAGCUCGUGCUCUUGUCAAACAGCCUACCUUACUUUUAUUGGAUGAAGCAACUAGUGCACUUGAUAAUGUCAAUGAAAAAAUUGUUCAAGAAGCACUUGAUCGUGCAUGCCAAAGUCGUACAACUAUUAUAAUUGCUCACCGGUUGAGUACAAUUCAAAAUGCUCAUUACAUAUAUGUAUUAGAUAGUGGAAGUGUUAUUGAGCAAGGUACACAUGAAACAUUGAUGGCAAAAGAAGGAGGGAAAUAUCAAAAAAUGGUUAAAAGUCAACAAAUAGAAAGAACAAAUGAUGAUUAUGAUCACAUCAUAAGCAUGACAAAAAAGGAUGAUGAAGAUGAAAAACAGACUUUAGCUGAACGCUCUCGUCUGCUUAGUGAUAUUCAAGCUGUUGGGGUGGACAAAGAGAGUUCAGUGUCGUCAAGUCAUCAGUUCAUCUUUCUGAGACUCUUAUCAAUGAACAGUCCAGAGUGGAGUACAAUUUUAUUUGGUUGUGUAACUAGUCUAAUGAAUGGAGCGGCGCAACCGAUCUUCGCGAUUCUACUAGCCAAAAUAGUUAAUGCUUUCAAAGAUUGUAUGAACUUUGAACGACAUCACCAAGUAUUGAUUUCCUGUUUUAUCUUGUUACUUAUGGGUGUUAUAAGUUUCAUUCUGCGGUUUUUUCAAUACACUGCUUUUGCUAUAUCUGGAUCAAAAUUAACACAACGUAUUCGUUCAAAAGCAUUUGCAUGUCUUCUUCGUCAAGAAGUUGCUUAUUUUGAUCAAACUGAAAAUAGUUCUGGAGCUAUUUCUACUCGACUUUCUACUGAUGCAUCAGCUAUACAAGAGCUGACUGGCUCACGAUUAGGAGUCAUCUGUCAAAGUUUUGCAAUGAGCUGUAUAGGUCUUCUCUUUGGCAUCUUUUUCAAUUGGCAACUGACUAUGAUCAUUUUCUUUUCUUCGUUCACCAUUGCGAUUCUUGGCUAUCUGUAUAUCCGCUUUAAUAUGUGGUUGAAUCAACAAUCUGGUCUCAUUAUCGAACGAGCGAGCUCGCUUGCAAUUGAAGUUAUUCACAAUAUGCGCACAAUAAAACAGUUGUCAGUAGAAAAGGAAGUUUUACAACAAUAUUCCAAACUUCUUCAUCAAAAUGUCAUAACAUUUCAAAAAUAUUCCUUGCUAACUACAUUGCCAUAUGGCAUAUAUUGGGCAAUCGAUGCAUAUACUUUAGCACUCCUGUUUUGGCGUGCUCUUGUUCUUGUUGAGCAGCACAAAAUAAACGUAAACAAUAUUGUUAUGAUCGCUGCCUUUGCUAUUUUUGCUACGCAAGCGUUCAAAUUCGUCAUAAAUAUGGGUCAACAAAUUGGCAGAUCCCUAUCAGCUGCAAAAAAUUUUUUUGAUUUAUUUGAUCGAAUACCAACUAUUGAUAAUACAUCAACUGAAGGACAAGAAUUAGUUGACUUUCAUGGUGAGAUAAAAUUUGAUCAAGUUAACUUUGCCUAUCCAACUCGACCAUCAACUGUUGUUCUGAAUAAAUUUCAAUUAAAUAUUAAACCAGGUCAACGUGUGGCUCUUGUUGGUGCAUCUGGUUGUGGAAAAUCAACAGUUAUUCAAUUAUUAGAACGAUUCUAUGAUGUUGGACAAGGUCAACUUCUUCUUGAUGGUAUUAAUACUCGACAAUUAAACCUUCAUUGGAUUCGUUCUCGUUUUGGUCUUGUUAGUCAAGAACCAAUUUUAUUCGAUUUAACAAUUGCUGAAAAUAUAACAUAUGGAUUAGAGAAUAUUCCAAUGGAAGAUAUUAUGAAUGCAGCAACAAAAGCUAACAUUCAUCCUUUUAUUCAACAACUUCCUCAAGGUUAUGAAACAAAAGUAGGGAUGAAAGGCAGUUUUUUGUCAGGUGGUGAGAAACAACGAAUUGCUAUUGCUCGAGUACUUCUUCGUCGACCUAAAGUAUUGCUCUUAGAUGAAGCUACAAGUGCCAUGGAUUCACACAAUGAACAAAUGGUACAACAAGCUCUUGAACAAGCUCAAACAGAAGAUCCUAGUCGAACAUCACUCAUUAUUGCUCAUCGUCUUUCGACUAUUCAAUCAUGUGAUUUAAUUUGUGUCAUCGACAAAGGACAUAUAAUUGAAAGUGGUACUCAUACAGAACUAUUGCAACGACAUGGAACUUAUUAUAUGAUGCUUACUCAAAAUAAUCCAUAA